AUGGCUGCCAACAAUUCGGACCAUGCUCGAAUCCGCCGACCUCUUAAUCACGCCUUCUCCGAGCAAGCUCUCCGAAGCCAGGAAAGUAUCAUCACCUCAUACAUCAACCUCUUGAUCGAGAAGCUACGCCAACGAGCCGACUCUCAAACUCCCGUCGAUAUCACGCGCUGGUUGAACUUUACGACAUUUGACAUAAUCGGCGACCUGACGUUUGACGAAUCGUUCGGCGCACUAGAUAAAGAAAUGUAUCACUCUUGGAUGGUCAAUCUUUUCAAAGCCCUAAGAUUCGCUGGUAUCGUUCACAUCAUUAAGCGCUAUCCCAUCAUCGGGGUUCCUGCUACGCGCUUGUUGAAGUGGAUGCCUGCAUUGGCGAAAGCAGAGUUCGAGCAUAACAACUUCACCGAAGAGAAGACCGCAAGGAGGCUGGCAUCCAAAACUGAGCGUAAAGACAUUCUCAGUUAUGCUGUCAAAAACAUCAAGGGGGAAGUAACGGAUCUGGAGCUCAAGCAUACUUGUGGCACUAUCAUACUUGGAGGUAGCGAGACUUCUGCAACGCUUCUGAGUGGUGCAAUUUACCACCUUCUCAAAAGCCCAGCUUGGAUGGAGAAGCUCCGCCAAGAGCUCGCAGCUACCUUCAAGUCCGAAAGCGAGAUCUCCUUUGCAUCUUUGAGUCAGCUCAAAGUCCUCAACGCUGUCAUCCAAGAGACCUUCCGAAUCUAUCCGCCGGCACCAUCAGCGCUUCCUCGGGUAGUACCACCUGCUGGUGCAGAAGUCUGUGGCGAUGCUCUACCACCUGGCACGCAAGUCGGUAUCUCGCAAUAUGCCAUGUACCAUACUUCGUCUCAUUUCACUGAUCCCAAAGUGUACGCACCAGAACGCUUCCUCGGCGCUGAAGAGUAUGCAAAGGACAAGCGUCACGUCAUUCAGCCCUUCAGUAAUAACUCUUCACAACCACAACCACGAUCCGGAUAUGACUACGUUAAUCCUCUCAUUGGCACAAUCAAUGGAGGCCAUGUGUUUCCUGGUGCUACACUGCCAUUUGGAAUGGCCAAAGCGGGGCCAGAUGUGAUAGGCGAGAACCAAGGAGGGUUCUCUUCUAACGACUCAGAACCGAUCUAUGGAUUUUCUCACAUGCACGACUCGGGAACGGGUGGUUCACCGUCGCUUGGUAACUUCCCAAUAUUCGCCCAAUCCGGGUGUGUAAAUGAUGAUAUCAACGGCUGUCAGUAUUUCAAGUCUGAACGAGCCGUUGAGCGCAUACCCGGAAGUGUUCAUGCAAGACCUGGUUACUUUGAUAUCACACUAGCCAACAACAUCAGGACUGAGUCAACUGUUACAAAUCGCACAUAUCAGUCGUACUUCUGCCUGGACUUCAAUGGUGCAAAAGUCAAAGAAGCUGGCGUAUGGUCCAACACGCGCGCGACAAACCGAGCAACAAGCCUACGGAUAGCUCCCAGCGAUGUACGACAAACACCCAGUAACACACCAGCAGGUGGAUGGGUACAAUUCGAGAAGCCUACCCAAGACAAUCAGAUCCAUGCGCGGGUUGGAAUGAGCUUCAUUAGCGAAGAGCAGGCAUGUUCCAACGCUGAACGUGAGAUACCUUCAUGGGGGUUCGACGACAUUGCUGCCGCUGCUGAGACUGCAUGGCGUUCCAAGCUUGAUGUCAUCACCGUCGAAGAUGGCGGUGUCGAUCAAGUCUUCCUUAACGCUUUCUGGAGCGGCGUUUACAGGUCAAUGAUCAGCCCCCAAGAUUACACUGGAGAAAAUCCACUCUGGAAAUCUGACGAACCAUACUACGACUCCUAUUACUGCAUCUGGGAUAGUUUUAGAUCCAUUCAUCCUCUGAUCACACUUCUAGACCCACAUAGUCAAACGCUUAUGAUACGAAGUUUACUCGACAUCUAUCGUCAUGAAGGGUGGCUGCCCGAUUGUCGCAUGAGCCACUGCAAGGGUUUCACACAAGGAGGCUCAAAUGCAGAUAUCGUUAUUGCGGAUGCAUACUUGAAGAACAUUACUGCUGGUAUCGACUGGGUGUUAGCAUACGAGGCUGUCGUCAAGGACGCAGAAGUCGAGCCACCAAACUGGGAUGUUGAAGGCCGUGGUGGUCUCGUAUCUUGGAAAGAGUUAGGCUACAUCCCUACCCAAAAUCUCGACGUCGAAGGCGUGGGUACAGAGACUCGCUCUAUCUCUCGGACUGUAGAAUACGCCUACAACGACUUUGUCAUCGCUCUUCUCGCCCGCGAACUCGGCAAUACAGCUGACUACCAGAAGUACCUCGGCCGCUCUGGUAACUGGCACAAUAUGUUCAAAGCCGAUCAACGUAGCAUUAUUAAUGGUACUGAUACCGGGUUUGAAGGUUUCCUGCAGCCUCGAUACCUGAACGGCACAUGGGGCACUCAAGACCCGAUCUUUUGUUCCCCACUACUCAACUUCACUGGCUGCUACCUAAAUCCUAGCGGAGGCGAGACCUACGAAGGUCCAGUGUGGCUAUACACUUUCUUUGCUCCUGGAGAUAUGGCGACUCUUAUCCAAACCCUAGGAGGACGCGAGCGCUUCGUUGAGCGUAUGAACUGGCUGCACGAGUCCGGUGUCUUGUAUCUUGGAGAUGAACAGGCUUUCCUCAAUGUCUUCCUAUACCAUUACGCUGGACGUCCUGCUCUCUCGGCUGAACGCGCCCAUCAAUACAUUCCCUCGUUGUUCAACGAUACCGUCGUUGGCAUACCCGGCAAUGACGAUAGUGGCGCCAUGGGAUCUUUUGAGGCUUUCGUCAUGAUGGGAUUCUUCCCCAAUGCUGGACAAGAUGUUUACUUUAUCAUACCACCUUUCUUCGAGUCCAUAUCUAUCAAGAACGGCCAAACGGGCAAUACAGCAACAAUCCGCAACAUCAACUUUGACCCAGGUCAUAAAAAUAUCUACAUCCAAUCGGCUACCCUCGAUGGUGUAUCUUACACGCGCAACUGGAUCCAGCACAACUUCUUCUUGGAAGGUGGUGUCCUCGAGUUGACACUAGGUCCCCAGGAAAGUGGCUGGGGAAGGGCGCCGGAAGACGUGCCCCCUAGCCUAGGACCCUUCGCAAACAACACCAUGCCGGAAAAUGGAUCAGUCGUUGCGGAUCGGAGGUGGACGAUGCCGAGGAUGCAGUUUGAUUUCGCUGGUAGUCAAUAG
Messenger RNA from Alternaria postmessia, 3168 nucleotides. RefSeq lists its product as uncharacterized. The coding region runs from base 1 to 3168 and encodes 1055 amino acids. Gene Ontology annotation, cellular component: cytosol; nucleus. Gene Ontology annotation, biological process: protein quality control for misfolded or incompletely synthesized proteins; carbohydrate metabolic process; glycoprotein catabolic process. Lineage: Eukaryota; Fungi; Ascomycota; Dothideomycetes; Pleosporales; Pleosporaceae. The transcript is spliced from 8 exons. The record is from RefSeq and is a predicted model, not a curated record. Gene Ontology annotation, molecular function: carbohydrate binding; iron ion binding; oxidoreductase activity, acting on paired donors, with incorporation or reduction of molecular oxygen.